Messenger RNA from Brassica rapa (field mustard), 1146 nucleotides. RefSeq names its product zinc finger BED domain-containing protein RICESLEEPER 3-like. Gene Ontology annotation, molecular function: DNA binding. Lineage: Eukaryota; Viridiplantae; Streptophyta; Magnoliopsida; Brassicales; Brassicaceae. The record is from RefSeq and is a predicted model, not a curated record.
AUGUCUGCUUAUGAAGAUAACAUUGAUGAUGAUCAACCUGAAGAAGGACAUGAAUCUCAAGCUGGUGGAAAGAAAAGGCCGGCUUCAGAGAGAUCAUGUACCGAACUGCCUCCACCUACAAAGAAGAAACAAGUUCACAGAGCAGAAGUGUGGCAACACUUUAUUCAGAGGGAAGAUGACCCGAGCAUAGCUAACUGUCGAUAUUGUGGUCAAGAUAUAGGCUGCGACUCUAAGAAGAGUGGAACAAGUGCCAUGAAAAAUCACAUAUCUCGCUGUAAGUUGCAUGAACUCUUUAAGUCUAGUGGGGGUCAGACAAUCCUAGGUGGUGAUAGUAGUGGUGUAGUGACUGCAGUGAAGUAUGAUGGUACCCUGUUUAGGAGAUCUGUCAAUGAGAUGAUUGUGUUGAAUGAGUUACCGUUUGCUUUUGUGGAAUCUGAAGGGAGAACAGCAACAGAGGACAUUUUUGGGAUGUUCUUGAAAGAGAAAGAAGCGUUGAAGCACUUGUUCAGUUCUGAGCAGAAGAGAGUCUCUCUAACCACAGAUAUAUGGGUUGCUCCUACAACCUCUUGCAGCUACAUGGUUGUGACAGCUCACUGGAUUGACAGAAACUGGAUUAUGCAGAAGAGGAUUAUUAGCUUUAAACCAGUGACAGACCAUAAAGGAGAAACGAUAACUGAACAUCUCAGUCACUGUCUUGAAGAUUGGGGACUCAAGAAAGUGUUCACAGUGACAGUAGACAACGCCAAGGGAAAUGAUAAGGCACUACGACUUGAGGGACGUUUAGCUGAGGUAAAAGAAAGUGUGGUGGCUAUCAGGAACGCAGUCAAGUAUGUGAGAUCAUCUGGUCCACGGCUACAAUCGUUUCAGUUGAGGGUCCUCACAGGAAAAGUUAGUAGAGGAAGCUUGUCUUUGGACUGUACUACAAGGUGGAACUCAACAUAUCUGAUGCUGUGUGCUGCGUUGAAGUUUAGGGUUGCGUUUGAGAAGCUUCUAGCAGAAGAUAUGUUGUACAAUGAUUACUUCAACGAAGAAGAAGAGACUGGACAGAAAAGGGUUGGACCUGUCCUUUUUUGGCUCUUGUUCUCUGUUUUUGGACUUAAGCUUUCCUGUUUCCCUUUCUCUAUUUUUGGUAAAACCACCACUUGA